This is a messenger RNA of Papaver somniferum (opium poppy), 1177 nucleotides long. RefSeq names its product beta-carotene isomerase D27, chloroplastic-like. Gene Ontology annotation, molecular function: iron ion binding. NCBI's taxonomy places the organism in Eukaryota, Viridiplantae, Streptophyta, Magnoliopsida, Ranunculales, Papaveraceae. The coding region runs from base 117 to 953 and encodes 278 amino acids. The record is from RefSeq and is a predicted model, not a curated record. The transcript has 4 exons.
UACACACACACAACGCACACCACUUCAUAUAUUAAUUAAGCUAAAUUGCUCCACAUCACCCCUUCUCCCUCUCUUUUCUCUCCUUCUUUCGCCGAAAAACAGUUCAGUACGUAUACAUGGAGGCACAAAUGAUAUUACAGUCUCAAAGAGGCAGCGCUACUAAUCUUCAUUCCUUCACUAGUUUGCGUUCGAUAACCAACCAAAAGACGAGUACGCGACGAUGUUCUUCGAUGAAAAUAAAAUCAGUACUGAAAAGACCAAGUGCUGCUACUACUGCAAGUAGCAUCAGUGUAAUACCAGACACCAUUAUUAGCAGCACAUCAUCGAGUAGUACAGUUUAUACUGAUAGCUGGUUCGAUCGUAUUGCCAUUCACUACCUAUCUCGAUGUAUCCAACUUAUUUCAGGGAUGAAGAAUGAGAGGACUGGUUAUGAAGGUUUGGUAGAGGCAGCAGCAGCACUUCAUCGAAGUUCCAAUGGAAAUAUAGAUCAUCAGCAAGGAUUGGUUCUUCAAGCUCUUAAUAAAGCCUUCCCUAAACCCAUCCAUUCUUUCGUGCGAAACUCUAUACCACAAUCGCAGUUUAAAAGAGAAUUUUUUGCAAAGUUCACAACCUUAUUUUGUGUUUGGCUUGUUGGACGCAGUGAGAUCAAGGAGUCUGAAGUGGAAGGAAGAAAAGAGAAGAAUGUAGUACACAUCAAGAAAUGCAGGUUUUUGGAAGAGAGCAAAUGUGUAGGGAUGUGCGUAAACCUAUGUAAGAUGCCAUCGCAGAAGUUCAUUAAGGACUCUUUAGGAAUGCCAGUUAACAUGGUUCCAAAUUUUGAGGAUAUGAGCUGCGAAAUGAUCUUCGGACAAGAACCUCCGGCACAAGCAAAUGAUCCAGCAUUUAAACAACCAUGCUACAAGUUCUUAUGCAAAUCAAAACAAAAGAACACUUCAGGAUGUUCAACCUUGUAAACAGAAGCUGAGAACUCCAAACGUAUAGAUAGAUAAUCAGAUGAUUAGUUGGUUCAAGCUUAGCGGCGACAUUAAUGUACAUAUGUACUGGUGCCACAGUUUCAUUAUGCCCCACAGACUACUUUUGAAAUGUGUAUAUAUGUAUGUGAUGUGGUGGUGUCAAUUCCAUGAAGAAGAGCCUUCAAGUAAAUUAUAAUCACCCAAUUAAUCAACUUUUUUAAUGA